CCGCCCCCGGGAGGGCACUUCCGGCGCAGCGGAAUUCCGGGUGCGAUAGCUCGCGGAUAAGGCCUGUUGUGCUGAAGGCCCCAUGAGUGCGGCGCCCCUGGUGGGCUACAGCAGCAGCGGCUCGGAGGAUGAAGAUGAGGCCGAGGCCGCGGCCGGGGCCCUGGCGCGACCCGCAGCUGGAGGCUGCCGGCGUUCCCAGAGCCCUCUCCCCAGCCAGAGGUUGCCAGUACCCGACAGUGUGCUGCACAUGUUCCUAGACACUGAGGGAGAACCCAAGGACGACCAGGAAAAACAUGGAGGCCGGGUGCGCACCUUCCCCCAUGAGCGGGGCAACUGGGCUACCCACGUCUAUGUGCCAUAUGAAACGAGGGAGGACUUCCUGGAUCUGCUGGACAUGUUGCUGGCCCACGCCCAGACAUGUGUCCCCCGGCUGGUCCGGAUGGAGGCAUUCCACGUCAGCUUGUCCCAGAGCGUGGUGCUGCGGCAUCAUUGGAUCAUCCCCUUUGUGCAGGCUCUGAAGGACCGCCUGGCCUCCUUCCAGCGAUUCUUCUUUACUGCCAACCGGGUAAAGAUUUAUACCAAUCAAGAGAAAACCAGGACCUUUGUCGGACUUGAGGUCACCUCCGGGCACCCCCAGUUCUUGGACCUGGUCUCGGAGGUAGAUAGAGUCAUGGAGGAAUUUGACCUCACCACUUUCUACCAGGACCCUUCAUUCCACGUCAGUCUGGCCUGGUGUGUGGGGGACACGCGUCUCCCCCUGGAAGGACGGUGCCUGCGGGAACUACAGCUGUCCUUUCUCAUCUUCCGGUGGAAGAACAUUGUGGAUGAGUUUGAAGACCCCGAGAUGGUGCUGCGUGCGCAUGCCGAGCAGGUCCGCUGCAAGUCUGGGAACAAGUUCUUCUCCAUGCCUUUGAAGUGAGCACGAGAGACCCUCAUCCCAGGCCCCUCUGCAGGCCAGGCAGAGAUGGAGAAGCCUGCUCCAAGACUUGGGGAGGCUCCCAGCCUCCCAGAGGGAGGCCUGGACUGGAGCGCAGGCACUGCUGGUGGUUCCUGGGGGCUUGUUUACUCCCAGCUGGUUUGGGUGCUGUUCAGCCCUGCUAUGUGUGGUCAUUAUCAGGAAUCACCAGUAGAGGGCAGCCUGGGCUUCCUAGUUCUAGAUCUGUGGCCUGUAGACUUGCCGGGCACAAAAGAAAGUCAGGGUCAUGGUGAGCCCAUCCAGACUCAGCCCGCAACCCCACUGUAGCGCCUCCUACAAACAGCCCCUACCCCACACCCUCCCCCCCACACCCUCCCCCCAUCGGCUGUUUGCAUCUGGAGGCCAUUGGCCUCCAUCAGGGUUCCCCUGGCUCUUCUCUACUCGCGCUGGACACACCGUGUCUUCAUGGGUCCAUCACCCUCCUUCCCUGAAGUCCGUCGUUUUUAUUUAUUUUUGGUCUCCCCCUCUGGAGCCAGCGGAGACCAUCUCAGGGCCAAGGUGCAGAGCGCUGAUUUGUGCUUCUGCCUCAGUUUUCUCCCCCACCCUCCCCCCCACCUGCUACCUCCCACUCGCCCCCAGCCAGGUGCCUGGGGAACCAAAAGCAGAUGUUUCAUUUUGGCCUGGCUAUGGCGGCUCUAAGCCAGCCCUCCAACGCUCUGUGGCCUCUGGCUUCUCCUCAGCUUUCCCAAAGAGGUGGAGGGGCAAGGCCUUCCCCCAGUUCUCUCUCCACUGCCUCCAGCCGCCUGCCAUGGGCACUCUGAGGGGGGCUCCAAGGAAAGGCCAUGGGUUGUCCGGGCCUUUUAUUUUCCAUCAGGCUUUCACCAGAGCAAAAGACCAGUCCUCUCCAAUUGUCGUCUGUAUCUCUGGUGAUGAGAGAUAUUUUUAUGUUAUUGUUUUCAAUUAUGUUCCAGUAAAAAUUCCAGUUUCAAUUUUGGGUUUUGUUUGGGACUGCUUCUGUUUAUUGUUCAGCUAGGUGACAAGAUGACUGUCCUCUGCCUGCACCUUCUCCAGCAUGCCACUCAGUGUCAGGGGUACUCUUGGGAGUCCCCAUUAUGGCUCUGGAGUGGCCGUGAGAGGAGGCACUGAUGAUGUCUCAGUAAAUUGAUAGUGGGGGUCACCCGGCCUGCCAGGCCUGCACCCCAGACAAGUGGCACAGACCACAUGUGGCCCAGGGCAGGGCCUGUGCCGGGUGAGGGGGAACUCCAACUCCUCAUCAGUGUAAGCACAGGCAUUCAGACCUGACGCUGCUACAACACGUUCAGAGCCCUUUCUAGAACCAUCUCCUCUGUCCUCCUGGUAACCCGCCCCAAAAAGUAAACUGGGGAGGAAUGGGUAUUCCACUUGUGCAGAAGAACAGCUGAAAUCCCUUAUCUCUGUUCUGCUCUGACCUCAAUCCUGCCCCGGGGCUCCCCAUCAGGCCUGCUCUCCCCUCCUCACCCCAGGCCUGGGGAAAGGGGACCUGCCACGCCAGCUCUCACUGCCUCCAGCAUCUCUGGGCUCUCUGAGGCAAGCUUCCAAUCCCAGCCCAAAGAUGUGGGAACUCACUUUCUGUGCCUGAUUCCCCAACUCCACUGCACUGAUCUGCUGAUUCAACUCCAACUGGGCAGUCGGUUCGUAUGGAUUUUGAGGUCACGCUGGAAAGGGAGAGGAAGCCCAGCCUCCUUCCCGGCCUGCAAGGAACACAGCAAGUAUCCUGUGCAGUGGACACUUACAGGGCCACCAGCUCUGUGUCAGGUGCUUACAGCCAGGGGGCAGCCAGAGCACCUGGAGAAGAAUCCCCAUCCCCAGCUCUGCACUUCUAACACUGGGGAAGUACAAGCAACAUCCUGAUUUCUGAUUUCCGGCAGGUUCUAACCUCAGCGUCGAAGCCAGCCUCCACCUAGGCGGCUCUGUAGGCCCAGACCACCCGAUUUUCCUCAUCAGGACCACUGGCUCUCCCCAGGAGGGCAGCCCCACCAUGAACAAACCCAGGAGGGCUGGCUGCGCCAGUCCCAGGGGAGGAUGUGGCCCGGAUGGAAUUACAGUGCAGCAACUUGAAGAAAUGGGCCAAGAUCGAGAAGGGGCUCUUCAGUAGGGAUUGGCAGGUGGCGAUGGAGGAAGGAAGCCAGAGAGUCCCUGAGGGGGGAGGGGGCCAGGCUGGCCGCAGGAGGCUGGGCGGCAGGGCUUGGCAGGAGCCCAAACACUGAGUGUGCCGCGGAGCCCAGCCGCCGGCUCCCCAGCGCUCGGCUGACAGUGCAGAAGCAGCUGGGGCUCUUCCAUAAGAGGAGAUGUGAUCCGAAGGCAGACGAUGAGACCAGCGCAGCCUGGGGUCCACCCCUUGGCAGGCUUGACUCGGAAGAGGGAGAUGCUCCUGAUGGGGAUUCUCUCACACCAAAGAGAGCGCAAAAUCAACACAUCUGGCCUGGGUGUCCUCAGAUGUUCCCUGCAGGGCAGGGAAGUGAUCUUCGAGGCCUCCUUGGCCCCUUUCCACCUGGCACUCUUGGCUCUCUCCCGCAGGCCUCUCCAGACCACCCCAGCUUUGUUUCCAAGGAAGAGAGAAAUUACCUCGGCUUGUUUGUUUAUGCCUUGUCUUGGUACCGGGAGCCUGAGAGGCCAAGUGGGGGGCGGGGGUGGCAGCCAAGGAUGGGGGUGGGGGGUCCAGGGCCUGGUUCUGACCCACAGCAUGUGGCUUUUACAGGGACCUCGGCCACCACCUGAACCAGAACCCUCCUUCUACCAGUGAAGAGACAAACCCAAAGAGGGGAAACAACUUGCUCCAGAUCGCCCAGUAAAUGAGUGCUGAGGCAGACCCCCGCCCCCACCCCAGGCCUGGCUUCUAAUCCCCACCUGUUUGCUCAACCCCUCACUACCCCUCAGGGGCUCACAGUGAAGCUGGGCGCUUUGAUCCCAAAAGGCUCCAAGAAAACAAGAGGGGCGGGGUGGCGGGAGGCUCUAGAUGAAAUGGUAUUAUCGAAAUGUGGGGAAGGUUUAACGCUGGGUAACAGAAGGCCAGUCCCCUCAGGUCUUGGGUACUGGUCAGACCCUGCAGAGCCACAGGCCCCCAUGACAGACAGGUGUUCAAACCCACCUUGGAGCCUGCAGGGGCCAGAACCCAAACACUGGGGGCUUCAAGGUCGGGUCACAAGGGAUGCCUCCUCUUUAAGUAGGAUUUACCCCAGGAGAGGAACCUCCAACGGAGAGAAAAUAAUUACCAAGCUGACCACAGGCCUGUAAGAGCAUUACUCAUUGUUCCUGGGUCCCUCUCUUAACUGAAAACCUCCUAAACUCAAACUUAUUUAUUUAUUUAUUUAUUUAUUUAUUUAUUUUAUUUUUUCAAGAUUUUUUUUUUUUUUAAGUAAUCCCUAUAGUGUGGAGCUUGAACUAUCAACCCUGAGUCCCAAGCUCUACCGACUAAGCCAGCCAGGCGCCCCUCAAAUCCUUCUUUGUAAAUUGACCAAUUGGCAAUAAAUAUCGUGAAAGAUU
Molecule: messenger RNA, 4438 nt
Organism: Mustela erminea (ermine)
Lineage: Eukaryota; Metazoa; Chordata; Mammalia; Carnivora; Mustelidae
Gene: USB1
Product: U6 snRNA biogenesis phosphodiesterase 1
Exons: 7
Coding region: 83-919 (278 amino acids)
Biological process (GO): U6 snRNA 3'-end processing
Cellular component (GO): nucleus
Molecular function (GO): 3'-5'-RNA exonuclease activity
Source: RefSeq, a predicted model, not a curated record